This is a messenger RNA of Ctenocephalides felis (cat flea), 4756 nucleotides long. Its product is annotated as probable phospholipid-transporting ATPase VD. Gene Ontology annotation, cellular component: plasma membrane. The transcript is spliced from 10 exons. Bases 341 to 4621 code for a protein of 1426 amino acids. Gene Ontology annotation, biological process: phospholipid translocation. Lineage: Eukaryota; Metazoa; Arthropoda; Insecta; Siphonaptera; Pulicidae. The record is from RefSeq and is a predicted model, not a curated record. Gene Ontology annotation, molecular function: ATP binding; ATP hydrolysis activity; magnesium ion binding.
AAACCUGUUAUAAAAUAAAGUGCAAAUUUAUUGAUGUGAACCAUUCAUAUUUUUUAAAGUUAUAGUUUACAGCUGCUUUAAAAUUUGACAAUUUUCUGUUUUCUAAACAUAAGAUAUGAAUCAUUUCACACAUAUGCAAAAAUAGAUUCUAUAUAUAUUUUACACAUUUCGAAAAUAUGCUCGUUUUCAUUAUGAAUAUCUAUUUUAUUAAUUGCUGGUGAAAAAUGAAAUUACACCGAAGCUUCAUGGAACAACUUGAAACAUUAUGUUGAACAAAAAUUUUUUUGUGAGAUAAUUAUUCACAUCAGUUAGCAGAUCAUAAUUGAACAUAAGUUGAAAAAUGUCAGCUGAAACAAAGUUGGGAAGUUCAUCACAAGAGCAGACAUUUGUAUUUUUAGAGCCAAAAUCAUCUUUUUACAAGCAACAUAAUCGCUCUAUAAGCUAUGGAGAAACCUCUUAUUUUGGUACAAGUUCUGCAACAAGUCGCCCAUCAGCUUUAAAAUUGCCAAACUGUAAAGAGCACAAAAGAGCAUUUUCACAUGGACAAAUAUCUGGUGAAAGUGUAUCUCAUAAAUCUGGUCAUCAGAGAAUAAGUUCUAAGACUGACUUUAUAUUGCCGCCAGGUCAUAAAGACACAUCAGAAUUUCAUCAUGGCUCUACUAUUUUUCGUGGACACUCUAGACAAGCUUCACAUUCUGAAUCAAUAUACACAUUACGUAGAACUGAAGUGCGCGCACCUUGGAAAAGAUUAUUUAAUUUUUUAUGGUGUUGCAGAAAAAAAGAUAGCAGGGAAGAUAUAAGAGUAAGAACUAUAGUACCAAAUCAUUUAGUUUCUCCUAAAAUAUUGCACAAUGUACAUCCAAGUGGUAAAAGCCCCGACAAUAAAGUGCGAACAACAAAGUACACAAUUUUAUCAUUUUUACCUAAAAACUUGCUUGAACAAUUUCAUCGAGUAGCUAACAUAUAUUUUAUAUUUAUUGUUCUGUUAAACUGGUUUCCGGCAAUUAAUGCAUUUGGCAAGGAAGUUGCCAUGAUUCCUGUAGUGUUUGUUUUGGCAGUAACAGCUAUAAAAGAUCUUUUUGAGGACAGACGCAGAAGAAUAUCUGAUCAUAGAAUAAACAACUCUACAUGUCGAAUAUAUAAAAGUGAAUUCGAUCAAUAUAAAAAAGUUCUUUGGCAAAAUGUUCGGGUCGGAGAUAUGGUUCAUCUUUCGAAUAAUGAAGUAGUCCCAGCAGAUGUAUUACUACUGAAAUCAUCAGAUCCACAUGGAAUUUGUUAUUUGGAUACGUGUAGUUUGGAUGGCGAAACGAACCUGAAACAAAGACAAGUACCGCUUUGUUAUCUUGAAAAUCAGGGCAAUUUUAUUGCAAGUAAGUUUUCAUCUUAUGUGGAGGUGGCCCAACCUAGUACAAAGCUGUAUCACUUUCAUGGAACAUUAAUAGAUCAAGAAGGAAGACGAUUUCCAAUUUCGAAUGAAAAUUUGCUACUCCGAGAAAGCCGUAUAAAAAAUACUGACUAUGUCGAGGGUUUAGUUUUGUACACUGGUCAUGAAACUAAAGCCAUGUUAAACAAUGGAGGUCCCAGAUAUAAAAGAUCCAAAUUGGAAAGGCAAAUGAAUACUGACGUGAUCUGGUGUGUAGUAAUUCUAAUUGUGCUAUGUGGAAUUGGAGCGACAGGCUGUGGUUUAUGGUUAUCAUCCUAUAUCGGGCAACGUGUUCCUUUUUUAAUAUUUGAAGACAAUCCUUUGUAUGAAGCUAUGCUAACUUUCUGGACAUUUAUAAUUGUAUUACAGAUCCUCAUACCACUUUCCUUGUACGUGACUUUAGAGAUGUGUAAAAUGUUUCAAGUAUAUCACAUAUACAAUGACAUUUUGAUGUAUGAUUCUUCAACGAACAAACAAACAGAAUGCAGAGCCUUGAACAUAACCGAGGAACUUGGGCAAAUUCAGUAUAUAUUUUCUGAUAAGACGGGAACUUUAACAGACAAUAAAAUGGUAUUUCGUAGGUGUACAAUUUCUGGUAUUGAUUAUAGACACAUAGUUAAUAAAGAUUUGAGGUCAAAGGCAGUUAUUGAUGUUCAAACAGCAAUUAAACCUAACUCAAGAUUGAUGCAAGAUUUAGAAAAAUUAAAUUCUAGUUCAACUUCAGAUAGUCACUCUCGAAGAUUACAAGAUUUUUUGUUAGUUUUGGCUUUAUGUAAUACUGUCGUUGUGAGUCGAUCACCUCAUCAAGACUUUAUGAAUGCUAGUGGUGUAAUAGAAUCCAUUAAUUCACCCGUGUCGGGUGAAUCGAAAUGUGCUAAUAAUGCUAUUGAACAAUUGGAUAUUAGUGAGCAAUUCCCAAGAAAGAAUAAAUAUGCGAGACUAAUGGAUCUUAGAUCUGUAACUCCGUCGCCCAUUAGCAAUUUUAGUGAUACCUCUUUGGAAAUAGUAAGUAACGACAGAUCGAAUGUGAUAGAAGCGCACAAUAUUAACUUAAAUAAACCUUUGAGCACUAUGGAAGACACAGAUGGGAUGGCAAAAGAGCAACAAAUUAAAAAAAAACUCAAAUCUAAAAACAGAAAAACUAAUGAAUUUGCGGAUGCUUCCAAUUUAUCGAAUUUAACUAUUGAGAAACCAGUUUAUGAGGCUGAAAGUCCAGAUGAAUUAGCUUUAGUGGAUGCAGCGUUUUGUUACAACUGCCAAUUAAUAAAUAGGACACCGCAAUUAGUAUCAGUUAAUAUCCCAUAUGCAGGAAUAAUUGAUUUUGAAGUAUUAUAUAUCUUACCAUUUGAUUCUGAUAGAAAAUGUAUGUCGAUUGUUGUAAGACAUCCUCAUACUCGACAAAUUGCUUUAUAUUGCAAAGGCGCUGAUAGCACUAUUUUGCCAGCUCUUGCUCCCUGUGCAGACGACCCAGAUAUGAGCUCAUUUAUUGAAAGAACGCAAGUCCAUUUGAAUUCGUAUGCAAAGCAAGGUUUGAGGGUUUUGUUAAUGGCGAAAAGGAUUCUCUCACCAAUCGAAUUUGCUGAGUGGCAUAAAAAACAUAAGCAAGUUGAAAUGUCUGCAGAUAAUAGAGAGCGUAGAAUACGAGAGUCAUUUUUACGUUUGGAAUGUAAUUUAAUUUUAUUAGGUGCCACUGGCAUAGAAGAUCAAUUACAAGAAGGCGUACCUGAAACAAUAUCUGCUUUAAUACAAGCGGGAAUUGUAAUUUGGGUUUUGACAGGUGAUAAGCCAGAAACUGCUAUCAAUGUAUCAUAUUCCGCCAAAUUAUUUUCGCCACAAAUGAGACUUUUAAAACUAAUGGCUAGAUCGAAAGACUCCACAGAGAGAAUAAUACAAUUUUAUUUAAACGAAGUUGAGAAGCGAAUGCCUGAUUAUUCAGAAAUAAAUAUAAGUACUAUAUGUACUGACAAUAUUUCGCCACCUACUGUCGCUAGCAGUGUAUCACAUAUAGAUACAAUACUCGGCAAACGCCUUUAUAAUGAGUACGCGCUAGUUAUUGAUGGAAAGACGUUAACUUUUAUUUUAGAUCAGCGAUCGCAUUUAAUAAAACCAUUUUUGACAUUGACAAAAUACUGCAAAAGCGUGCUAUGCUGCCGCGCAACUCCACUUCAAAAAGCUUAUAUAGUCAAGAUUGUGAAAGAACAGCUUGAAAUGCGUACUUUAGCCAUAGGUGAUGGUGCCAAUGAUGUGUCUAUGAUACAAACAGCAGAUGUAGGAAUAGGCAUUUCUGGUGAAGAAGGAAUUCAAGCUGUAAUGGCCUCCGAUUUUUCAUUACCCAGGUUCAAAUUUCUUGAAAGAUUUUUGUUAGUGCAUGGCCACUGGUGCUAUGAUAGACUUGCAAGAAUGAUUUUAUAUUUUUUUUAUAAAAAUGCGACGUUCGUGUUUAUUUUAUUUUGGUUCCAACUUUACUGUGGAUUCUCGGCGUCAGUUAUGAUUGACCAAAUGUACUUGUUGCUAUACAAUUUGAUAUUUACAUCUCUUCCACCGUUUGCCAUUGCUGUUUAUGAUAAAGAUGCGUCUGAAGAUAUACUCAUUAAAAGGCCAUAUUUAUACAGACAGGGUCGUUUAAGUUUAAGCUACAGGUUGCAUUCAUUUUGGAUUACUUUGGCAGAUUCAUUGUAUCAAAGUAUUGUCAUUUAUUUUGUUGCUCAAGUUGCCUAUGAAGAAUCUGAUGUUGGAAUUUGGGAAUUUGGUUCUACUUUAACGUCAAGUUGUAUCAUAGCAAUGAUUGCGCAUGUCGCCAUAGAAAUCAAAUCAUGGACUGUCAUACAUGUAAUUAGUAUUUUAGCCAGUGUUGGAUCAUUUUACACAUUCUGUUUGAUUUAUAAUACCAUAUGUGACCAGUGCUUUGGACUGCCUUCCAGCUACUGGGUUAUACAUCACAAUAUGAGUAGCAUGCUUUACUACCUUAUCAUAAUACUCUCAACUAUUGUUGCUAUACUUCCGAGGUUACUGUACAAAAUCGCGAAAGUGACUCUGUAUCCAGACACAAUCAGCCGUGCUGUAAUAAUUGAAAAACGGGAACGAAGGACUAAAGAGGAUGAUUUGAUUGUUUCUUGGUCUAGAAGUACUUCAUCAUCUACUAUAUAUAAACCAUCUAACACAGGCUUGGACAGUGAUAACUUGCCUUCUAUUGGAUAAAUAUUUUGUUUAAUUGCAUUUGCAAAAUAUAUAAAUAUAUCAUCAUGCGGGUUAAUUACAAAUACAGUAAAACCUUUAAUGGCUGUGAUUAUACAUUUCUCUAAGAACAAAUAUGUUUUACUACAGUAAUAACAA